Manduca sexta (tobacco hornworm) is the source of this 4234-nucleotide messenger RNA. RefSeq names its product facilitated trehalose transporter Tret1-like. The record is from RefSeq and is a predicted model, not a curated record. Gene Ontology annotation, biological process: transmembrane transport. Gene Ontology annotation, molecular function: transmembrane transporter activity. The transcript has 4 exons. The coding region runs from base 171 to 953 and encodes 260 amino acids. Gene Ontology annotation, cellular component: membrane. NCBI's taxonomy places the organism in Eukaryota, Metazoa, Arthropoda, Insecta, Lepidoptera, Sphingidae.
CAUUCGUCUAUUUCGCCGCUUGUUGGUGGAUCCCAGAGUCGCCGUACUUCCACCUCAAGGAGGGCAAGGUGGACGCCGCUCGAAGGCAGCUUGUCAAAUUGAAAUGCUGUAAGGACGAAAAGGAGUUAGACAACCUUUUAAGUUCGAAGCAAGCAGACGUGAACAAAGAAAUGGAGCGAUCUAGUUCGACGAAGGAAUUGUUCACUGGCCGGCAGUAUAGGAAGGCUCUGAUCAUAUCAGCAGGGUUGAAAGCUACUCAGAUACUGACAGGCAGCGUGACCAUCAAGGAGUACCUGGGCCCCAUAUGCAGGGAGAGUAACAUACCGAAAUAUCAUGAAAGGACGGUGCUCCUCGUGUUCGGAGCGGUCACUUUUGUUGUCGGUAUAAUGUCUACGAUGCUAGUGGACAGGGUUGGCCGUCGGCCGCUCCUCAUCUACUCUUACUUCGUCACAGGGUUGUCACUCGUCGUCGUCGGCGCUUAUUUCUUCCUCCAAGACGUCAUACGUGUCAACCAUGAUUUCUUGGCCAUUUUCGGCUUCAUACCAUUUCUUGCUAUAUUAAUAGCGAACAUUGUCUCGACGAUAGGCUUUAACUCAUUAGUGUCAGUAAUACCAGCUGAAAUAUUCCCUUUGAACGUGAAAGCGGUCGCUAUGACGUCCCUUAACGUGUUCGGCGGCGUGCUAGGGUUCCUAGUAGCGAAAUGCUACCAGAAUGUGAAAGAUCUGGUUGGUUUGACCGCUGUUUUCUGGAUAUUUGGCACUGUUGGUAUCGUAGGCGGUUUCUUUACUUACUUUGUUGUGCCGGAAACUAAAGGUAAGAAUUUGAGGGAGAUACAGUUAAUGUUGGAAGGUGAUUAUACUGCGGUUAAGUUAAACCAAGACGCUGUUAACUGUCAGGUUAACGAAGAAGUACCUUUAGAGGAGGUGAACAUGAACAUCGAAGUUAAAAAAUGAUGUGAUAUAGGUUAAGUCGCAUUUUGUACGUGUUUAUAGUUUAUAUUUACGAUUAAUAUCUUUAUAUUUUAUUCGUUAUAAAAUUGUCUCGAUUGGGUAGCAAAGGCUUUCUGCGUCUCCUUAUACGUCAUUGAAACGCUCGUUCAACGACUGUUAAACGAACGUGAUCUCUAUAGUAAUUAUUUUUUAAGUACACAAUUGACUGACAAUUACUAGUUGCCUAAGAUUUCCGCGAGCGAGUUUACUCGUUCAGUGAGCGCUUUGGUCUACACAAAUUAGGAAUAUCUAUUAGUGUGUUUGAAAUCUAAAAAUGUUAAAAUAUACAGUUUUUUACAUAUUUUGUGUGUGUUGUUUUGCGAAAAAUCACUUUUGAUAGUAUAAAAUCCAAUAAUAAUUAAAGCGUUUCCAGAGAUUGUUUAAAAAUGUCUGUGUGUAGACCCUUAGGUAUAACGUUAUGUAAUUUACGCAAAUAUAUUUGAAGCAAAGUGCUUAUAACUGACUAUUUUGUUUUUACACGUAUGUUAUAACAUUUAUAGAGAUUUUGGUUAAGAUGACUUUACGGAUUUGUGGAUUGUAUGUACUUCUAAAUUAUGCUCAUAAGUGCUUUAAAUAUAUAGAUUAGUAUAAUAAUAAAAUUAUGACUGAAAUUAUGAUUAAAUAAUACAUCACAAUUUUAAAUAGUCGGCCAUCGAAGUCUAUUUACCGCCAUUUUCAAUAAACGAUCCCAAUCGAUUUUUCGAUCUAUCUCAAAAUGGACCAAUCAGAACAUGUUUUUUUUGACAUGCUGACAAAUGAGUUAUUUUGAUUGGUUCAUUUUCGAUAUCGGAUUGAAGAUUGAGAUUAGGAUUAUUGAUUGAAAACGGCUGUAGGUGAUAUAUUCUACGAUGUGUAAUAGCGGGUACAGAACAGGCGAACGAGCGCAUGUUAACGAUUCGCCGAUAGAGUGGCUGGGGCACGCGGUUUGCUCACGUUCGUUUGCGCUCGGUCGCUUGGUUUGUAUCCGCCAUUACAAUUCCCUCUUAGUAAGUUUGUUGUAUUGCAGAUGAUGUUAUUUGGGUGAGUAACACCCAGUUUGAUUAGACAGAGGCGUUUUAAAAUUUAAAAUUUUAUAUUAUGAUUGUACUAAAGAUAUAUAUAUUUUUGGACGUAUAUGUGAUGUUCAUUCUUUAUAAUAGACUGUUUCGGUAGUUUAUUUGUAAUGCAUGCGUGGUAUCACCUGUAUUCUGAGGUGUUGGGUUCGAAUCCUGGGUUGGGUAGUGAUAUUUGGGUUGUUCUAUUCGCUAUCAGUUCGGAGUCUGGGAUUUGUACCAGAUAUGGCGAUAUGGUCGACUGUUAUCACAUGGGACAUAACACUUGGUGAAGAGUGGAUGCUUUGCCUAGCCCUUUGGAGUUAAGGCGUGAUGUGUGUUUGUUUGUUUUUCAUAUUUCACAUCCAAAGAUUAAUGUCGUUGCUGAUUUAGUGUGUUUGUAUCUGAUUAGAUAUUACUUAUUUUCCUAUUGUUGUAACUUCUUUAUUUACAAUUGAUAUGUUUUUUUAUGAUACAGAAAAAAGUUACCUUCCGUAUUUCCUAAAUUACUAACAGUGGAAGAAAUAAAUAUUGCACCAUCAUUAAAGAAUUAUAAUACAAAUCUAAAAUGACAAAAAAAAUAAAAAAGAUUGCUCGCUGCUAAAGUCCCGAAUACAAUACGAAUGAAAGAAAAUGGAAUGUUUGAUAUAUUCGGUAAUUAGUGACAUAUUUAUGAGUGGUUUUAAUUUUAGUCAUGAAAAAGCAUUUGAUAAAAAAAAUUCAGCACAAAUUUAAAGAAAUCAAGCAAUUAAUGGUAAGAAAUUUUGGUGAUAUUAGUGUGAUAAUCGUUUGAACUGGUUGACAAUUGGCAAGGAUCUCAAAGAUUAAAAAAGUGUGUGAAAAUAGCUUUGAUUGCUUGAUACUUAUUGAGGCUUGUAACAAAUAUUUUCGAUGAAAUAUUUUGUAUUCUUUAUAUUACGUAAAUAUUGUAUCCUUUAUAUUAUAAUUGCUCCUAAGUAAACUAUCGUAUCUAAAUAAUAGUGAUUUUCACUUCUUAACGUUUCGUUAUCUAUUUACUGUUAACCGAACCCAUUAAAAAAUCUUCAUUUAUUAACUUUUUUUUUGUGGAUUUGGAACUGAAUUAGUAAAUAGAGAAAGCUGAAGGGUCCAUAUUACAGUACAUAGAUAACAAAAUGCUAUGAUAGUGUUAAUCUCAUUUUUUUCAUAUACGACAGUUUACUUGGGAGCUGUCGAUAAGUAUCUUAAGUUUAAACACAAUUAAGUUUCGAGAAUUAUAAUGUUUUAAUAAGUACAUACACGUUUUGUAUAAGAAAAAAGUGGAUAUAAGAAAUUAAAGUGUAAUAUUCCGCGCGGUAUAAAAACUAUGGUGGAAAAGUAAAUAAAUAUGAUAGUUUUGUGAAACAGCGCGUAUCGGAGGAGGCGUAUGUCCAGAUGUACUUUAAAAUAUAGGCUGAUAAUAAUUCCAUAUCCAAAUUAGACUGCCAUAUUAUAAACGUGAAAGAAAUAAUAAAAAAAAUCUCUGGUUGAAGUGGCUCGAUUUAGUUUAUCGUACAGUGCUUAAGUCGUCUUUUUACAUUUUAGCAACAAAGGUUUGUGUUUCUUGUUUUUUUUAUUAUUUUUAAUAAUAUUUUAUAUAAGAUUGUCCUAUAAAAUAGGCAGUACUUAUACUAUUAUAUAUGUUCUCCUAUUAUGUUUUGAAAACAUAAAAUAUUACGUAAUACCGUAACAAUUUUACUAUGGACAUAACUGAAUAUUUUAAAAUAAUUCUGUCAUUGUAAUUUUCAAUUAUGUACAAUUUUUUAAAAUAGCAUCACAAUGCAGAACAUUAUGACAUCACUAUUUGUUUUAUUGUUACAAAUUAUUUUGUAUUUUUGGCAACAUCUGGCUUUAAUAUAUUUUAUCUUAUAGUUUUAAUUUAAUUAUUGGAAAAUCAGCCCUAAUUACAGUGAACGACGUAUAAUAGUUUUAUUUAUAUAUAUGACUUAUACGUAUGUAUGUAUAAAUAUGAAUCUAUUGCUGAAUUAAUAUUUUAAAUUUAUUAUUGUAUAAUAACCCAGUUUCGUAAAUUAAGGGGUUGACAUAAAUUAAAACAUUAUUUAAUAAUAAUUAAUUCUGCACGUGAUUUUUUUUAACUAUAAAUGUCUUCAGAUCUAUUUUCAGUACUUAUCAAAGUAUGUCAAAUAUAAUUGUAUUCAAUCUUUUGAAGUUUAGGAUAAGUGAUUUUUUACAUUUAUAAUAUACGCCUUAAACGAU